CUCGAUCUCCGGUGAAGCCCACCUUUCACCGAUCUCGUGCAUUCAUAUAUACGUGCUUUUGAAGCGGAACUAAUAGCAAAUCCGAAGCUUCGAUCUCCGGCUCUGGCGUUCCCGAAGCUCGGGGAUCCACCGCCAAUGCCCUUCACCAAGUGUUCAAAUAAGGACCAAUUCCUGUAUCGUUCACUAUUUCCCCUCAAUCUCCUCAACCCCAUACUAAAAAUAAUCCUUUUGAAAAAGAGGAUGUCACCCACAAUCAAGAAUGUGGCUCUUGCCGGGGCUAGUGGAAACGUCGGAUCUCGCGUACUCGACGCAUUACUCGAUCUCAAGUUCAAUGUAACGGUGCUUGCUCGGAGUUCCAAGCCUUUCCCAGCCGCUGCUAGCAUGAAAAUUGUUGACUUCACCUCGGUGGAGUCAUUGUCUGCUGCUUUGGCCGGACAGGACGCAGUCAUCGAUACUACUUUCUCGCCCGAAAUUGACACACCACUCCGACUUAUUGAUGCGGCGGUCAAGGCUGGAGUUUAUCGCUUUAUUACGAGCGACUUUGGUCUCGAUCCUGAAAUCCCAGGUGUUCACAAUAUGCCUGUUUUCGGUCGAAAGAAGGUUUCUUAUGAGGCCGUCAAGAAACAAGCUGCUGAGAACCGCUUGACCUACACCCUGGUAUCCAAUGGUGCUUUCCUUGACUGGGGUCUCACCACUGGCUUCUCCGGUCUGAACUUCAAAGAAAAGACCGCUUGGAUCUUUGGUGAUGGAAACAACGUCGUUCCAUGGACGACGUUGGAGGAUGUUGGCAAAGCAACUGCGAAUGUGCUUUUGCAUCCGGAGGAGACUCUGAACCGCCCGGUCUAUGUUCACUCCGUGUUCAUGUCGCAUAAUCAGCUGUUCGACGCAGCAAAAGAGGCUUUGGGAAGUGAGGGGUGGACUGUCACAUAUAACGACAUGGAACCUCUUUUGCAAAAGGCGUUGUCGGAUCUCCAGACCGGCAACAUUAGUGAUGCUACUUUUGUAGUACAGAUCCAGUACUGUCUGGCUACCAAAGCGCUUGCACACCCUUGGGAACGGGAUGAUAAUUCCCUCGUGGGACUGGAAGAAUGGAGCGUGGAAAAGGUGAAAGAGCUGAUUAAAACGAUCGCCCAAAAAGCAUAGUGAGGUUGAGUCGUCUUGUCAAUUGAAUGAUAUAGAGGUAAUAUCUUAUGUUGUGCACAGUCCAAUGGACUAUUAAACAUAUAUCAAAAAAACCGCGG
This is a messenger RNA of Penicillium canescens, 1241 nucleotides long. RefSeq names its product aromatic alcohol reductase. Bases 136 to 1143 code for a protein of 335 amino acids. The transcript is spliced from 3 exons. Lineage: Eukaryota; Fungi; Ascomycota; Eurotiomycetes; Eurotiales; Aspergillaceae. Gene Ontology annotation, molecular function: oxidoreductase activity. The record is from RefSeq and is a predicted model, not a curated record.